UUUUUUUACCCAAACAAACGUUAGUGAUUCAAUCACGACUGUGAAUAGUUACCGGUAUAGCGUCUACCCGUUCCACAUUCGUAUACCCGACCCGGGCUAAGUUGAAUGCUAGGGUUUUGGACGUUCCUAUAAGUACUUCGCUUUUCAGUGACAAUUCAACCUUUGCAUUCUGGAGCUGCUCUACAUCGUCUGAUUCUUGCAGUGUAGUCAUGGGGCACUCAAACGUCUGGAAUUCUCACCCAAAGAACUACGGCCCUGGUUCUCGUGCCUGUCGUGUGUGUGGAAAUCCUCAUGGGCUGAUCCGGAAGUAUGGGCUCAUGUGUUGCAGACAGUGCUUCCGCAGCAAUGCCAAGGAAAUUGGCUUCAUCAAGUAUCGUUAAAGGAUGAGCACCUGUUCCACAAGAGCGAUGGACAAGUAUGAUUGGACUUGUGGUUUCUUUUUGCAUGAACACUAAUAUAAUGUUAUAUUUAGUUAAUGUCGCGUUGAACUUCUAUUGAUUAUGGAAGUAUAUUUUGCCGUUACAAUGUUUGGAAUUAGUCAUUGAGGAUAAUUAAUUUCCUAAGUCUAUUCUUGUUGCUUAUUCUAUGUUCUCA
This is a messenger RNA of Jatropha curcas, 594 nucleotides long. Its product is annotated as small ribosomal subunit protein uS14z/uS14y/uS14x. NCBI's taxonomy places the organism in Eukaryota, Viridiplantae, Streptophyta, Magnoliopsida, Malpighiales, Euphorbiaceae. Gene Ontology annotation, biological process: cytoplasmic translation. Gene Ontology annotation, cellular component: cytosolic small ribosomal subunit; ribosome. Gene Ontology annotation, molecular function: zinc ion binding; structural constituent of ribosome. The record is from RefSeq and is a predicted model, not a curated record.